This is a messenger RNA of Poeciliopsis prolifica (blackstripe livebearer), 4042 nucleotides long. RefSeq names its product FERM domain containing 8 (gene frmd8). The record is from RefSeq and is a predicted model, not a curated record. The transcript is spliced from 11 exons. The coding region runs from base 162 to 1565 and encodes 467 amino acids. Gene Ontology annotation, biological process: negative regulation of canonical Wnt signaling pathway. NCBI's taxonomy places the organism in Eukaryota, Metazoa, Chordata, Actinopteri, Cyprinodontiformes, Poeciliidae. Gene Ontology annotation, cellular component: cytoskeleton; plasma membrane.
GCUAAUUUCGGGCGCUUGGCUAACCCUUCCUCGCCAGAGAAGCAUUACAGGAACGAACUGUUUGUUGACUCAUGUAUUUAGCAGUUUGUGUUACAUUGUCAGAAUUCUGUCCCAGGAAAACGCAGCGAGUGAAGGUGAAUUUACCAUAAUACAGAUACAAGAUGGAGGGUGACAACUGCAGUUUUCCUCCAGAUCUGUCUGAUGAUCAUUCGCAAAGAGGAAGUGUGGCUUCUUCCGCAACGCUUUCCCGUGCUCAGGACGUGCUCGUGUAUUUGUUUGGUGAGAGUGCGGUCCACUUAACCGUGGAAGGGCUCGGCAGCGUCUCUGUGCAGGAGUUGGGCCGUAGCGUUCGUGAAGCCCUGCAGAUCCCAGAAUCCGCACCGGAUGCUUUCGCCUUUUGGCUCUGCUCGCCAUUGCUUGAGCUGCAGCUGAAGGCGAGGCAUCAGCCGUACAAACUGUGCAGGCAGUGGCAGGAUCUGCUGUAUCGAUUCACUGAGGCGUCAGAAGACGACAUUUCACAAGAUGAACCAUAUCUACAGUACAGGCGCAACGUGUUUUAUCCAAAAUCUAAAGAGCUGCAGAUUAAAGAUGAGACGGUGUUGAGACUUCUCUACGAGGAGGCCAAGAGCAACAUCCUCUCUGGCCGAUACCCCUGCGACCCGGAGCACUGGGCGGGGCUUGGCGCCUUGUCCCUCGCUCUUGAAGAGGGGCCUGGUCUCGACAGCCAGCAGAUCACGACUAAAAUCAGGGAAAAGAAGCUGCCUUCCUUCGUUCCGGCUCACGUUGCCAUGGGCAGCGGAGGGUUCUUCUCCACUCUGCGGGGGAAAUCGAGCCGCCAGGCAGAGCUGGAGCAGAAGCUCUCCGAGGAGUACGGAAAGAUCAGCAAAUCCACUGGAAGCUCUCCGGAGCCUCAGCAGCUCCUGCACCAGUACCUCAGCAUGUGUCACACUCUGCCUUACUAUGGGUCCGCCUUUUUCUGCGGGGAGAUUGACAAACCAGUUCAAGGCAUCCUCCAGCGGGGAAAACGUAAAGCUGUCAGUGUUGGCAUCUGCCUGGACGGAGUUUAUGUAAUGGAUGUGAAGGAGAAGCACGUCCUGCUCGGGCUGCGUUUCAGCGAGCUUUCGUGGGACCACAGUCGCCCCGAAGAGGAGGGGGACUCGCACAUCCUGUGGCUGGAGUUUGACGGGGAGGAAGACGGCACUCCCGUCAACAAACUGCUGAAGAUUUACUCAAAACAAGCUGAAUUAAUGAGCGGCUUUAUCGAGUUCUGCGUGGAGCUGAUGUCGACGUCAGAGGGGGGCGCCGCCAACGAGCCGGGCGUUCCUCAGGAGCCCACCGGACAGGAAGCCAGCACCAGGAACGGCCGCGGAGGGCGCCGCGGGAUGCUGCAAAGGCAGGGCAGCGUCGUGUGCAGCCGGGUCCACUCCCUCAACACUAUCAGCUACGUGGAUAACGGCAAAGAAAUCAAACGCUUAAAGCCAAAAAGAGCCGCGUCCUUCUUCACUCGACAAGCCACGGUGCCCACCUACUCCGCUGUGAACACUGAGAGCCUGGAGCAGGGUUAAACCUCUCUGCCUCCGUCUCCUCAACGACCAAACCUGGACGUUUUUACACUGAGAUGUAAAAGUGAAAAAUUAGACUUCCUUUUUUUCCUUUUUUUUUUAUUCAGCUAGUCUCUGAGCAAACCAAGGACCAAGUUAGAGGUAUCUAUGUGUGGGUGUAUUUAUCGUUUUAAAGUGGUCUAUAGUAUGAGAGUACAUUAAUGUGAAAACUAAGAUCUUUCUAAAAUCCGAACCUGCAAAGAUUGAACUGAACUUUCCGGACGGCAGACGGCCUUACACUCCCAUCAAACACUCUUCGGCGGAGAUGAACCUCAGAGAAAUCCGCUCAGCGUAAACUAUUUCUUCAAACAUGCCACACCUCAAAGGAGCAUUAACCACCACAGUACCUCUUUCUUUCUUUAAGCUUCCUGUUAAGAUUAUUGCAGCUUCCCCUCAGUCAGCAUGACCAACACUUUUAGGGGGGAGUAGCUUAAGGGUGCGAAGGCAUUAUUCUGCUUUUUUUUUUCUUUCAAACUACUGGUGCCUUGUUCUCUCGAUUGACGGUGAAGCCAAGUUGGAGAAGCACUGGUAGAAACAUAAAGGGUUCACUGUUAUGGCAGCACAUUUGCUGUGCUGUGGAAGUUUCUUGUGAGUACAUUUUCUAUUUCUUUUCAUUUGAGGAUUUUUAUAUUCAUCCUUUUUUUUUUGUGAAAGCAACAACUAAAUAUAAGUGAGAGUUAAAGAUUAAAGUUAGGAACAGAGAUUUGAAUCAUAAAUUAAUAAUGAACUUAUAGAUACCAAUGUUAUUCCGUUAUGGUGCCUUACAAAAGCAUUUAUACCAAUUUGACACAAACUUCAUUGUACUUUUAACAUGUUGCCAACAGACCAGCACAAAGUACCGCAUAAUUGUCAAACAAAACCACCUUUUGGUUCAAUUGUGAAUCUUUUUCUGUGUGUUUGUAUAAACAGUAGAAGAAGAUUUUUUUAUUUUUUUUUUUGCUGAGACUUUCUUGCAAAAUGUUGUAAGCUCAGCCAGCCUGGACAAAAACUACAGGUUCCUGAUUCAGCAUGAUGCUGCCAUCGCCAUGCAACACCAAGUGAAUGUUGUGUGCAGUAUUAGAUUUAGAUUCACUUCACAAUUAUGCACUACUUUUCUGUCACAUAAAAUCUUAUUAAAAUACACCACUGUUUGUUAAAUGUAAAAAAAAAAAAAAACAGGUCGAUGCUUUUGCAAGGAACUUUCUAGUUGGAGGUAAAAUUUGAAGGUAAUCUUUUAAUUUUCCACCCUACGUACCGCUGACACUAAAUAAAUGCUCACAUUUAUUAAUUAUUUCAUGUUAUUUAUUCAAUGAGUUUAAAUUUACCCUGUUUAAGCGAACUAAUGGUAAAGUUUUGUUGAAGAAGAGAGAAAGCAAUAUCGAUGUGUAGUAGAACAUUUUCAACUUUCACAAAGACGGAUUUCCACUUGUCUUCUCGAGGCGUCGGGUUUCAAUGAGGUGGUAAAAUUCAAAAACAGCAUCUUAUGGCAAAUCUGACUGUACUGUAUACAUUUUAUUCUCCACGUUUCACCAAACCUACCUACCUACUCCUCAAUUUAUCUGAGUUUCAGACCGAUGCAGCCGCCUCAAGUCUGAAUUGUGCGUUUCAAAUUUUACACUGAAAGAAGCCUAAUAUAUCUAACACUGCCUUCCACCCGAACGUCUGCUGUCGCUUGAUAAGUGACAGCCUCACACGUUCUUUCUCCUCUCUUUAUGCAAGCUCAAGAAUGUUUUUUUGUUUUGUUUUUGAGCCUCAGAUUGUAUCUCCGCGACCGUCUGUAACCGCUAGCAGUCCUGUCACAUUGUUGGUAACACACUCUAUGCAUGACUCGUAGAAUUGUCAUUCCGACAGCCUCCGCCUAAUGUAAUGUUGCACUAAUACUAACAUAAUCUUUAUACAAAUGUUUCCAUCAACUGACUUUUGAACUUUUAUGAUUGAAUAUAUUUACUUCCAUCUUCUUAUGUUUGUGUUUGUAUACAGUAAUGAAGAAUUAGGUCUAAUCAAAUGCUGUCUCUUUAAGCAGUCGCUCUGAAGAAGCAGAAGUGCCUUUUUUAAAAAAACAUGUUGAUAUCAGAAUCCCUGUUUCCACACUUUGAAAUCGGGAACUAAAAUGAUUUGUAUGUAUUUUACCUUUCCUACUGAUGUCUUGUAUGCAGUCAGUUCUGCUGUCUUUUUAAUGUAAAAUAAAGCAAGAUGCAUUAAUUAAAAAAAACAAAAGUGUGCUUACUACACACCUAAAAACUGUACUGUAUACUGAAGCCAUAUUCAUUUUAACCAGCAUGAUGCACUGUUACAACUUUAAUCUUAAAACCAUCUGUAGUUUUAUUUUCCAUCUGAACUAAAACAGGCUCACCAUUUCUAUCAUUACACAUUUGCUGAUUGUUGAAAUGAAAUGUUCUGUUGUAAAAUACUUGUUUGGUAUGUAUGAAGUAAUAUAAAAGACUGUGGUUCCUUUCCAUGUA